AAUGAAAGCAAUGACUUUUUGUUAUUUUCAGAUAAUGGCAAACGGUUGUUGGUUUUCCUUCGUGGGUGUUGUUCCACAACUUCAUUUCCCUAUUGCACACAAACAAGGUGCCAUAUGUAAACAAAGAAAGAGAUAUACAGACAAGUGGAAUAAAUGUUGGAAGAGUUGUCAACAACAAGCAGAACCCAAAUUAGAGUUGGACGUGACAGCUUUGGAAAAGUCAAGAGCUAAGUAUUUUCGAGAAAAGCGCAAGUUGGAACAAGUCGUCCAAUCAAAGCGACUAGAAGAUGUAGCACAAGUAAGAGAGACUAUAGAACAAGUGACUGCUCAGGAUCCCUUGUUUUUGUUGGAACGGAAGAGGAAACAAUACGAAACUUUAAAGCUCAAAGGAAACAAUGACGAGGCUCAGCAAGUGUGGAAAGAAAUAAAAUGGCUUAAAGUUAGGAUGCCACAGUUUCGAUUGGGAGGUUUAUGGGCAGGAAAGACUUCCCAGCAAUCUGUGGAAACGAUUCAUAUCCACUAUCAAGAUGUAACUCUCUUUGCUGUAAAAACUUCGGAGACCGAACAAGGCAUUGCCAAGGGAGAAAUUGCCUUUCGUUGUGAUAUAUCUGUUGAUUCCUUAGUGGAUCCUGAAGCACCAGGAAGUGACCUUUUGAGACUAGGUUUGGAAAGGGUUAUUCCUAAUCUGGGUGGGAUUCAACGUUUUAAUGCAGAAGCACAAAUACUUGUUCCAGUAGCCACUGGUACUGAAGCCGAAAAGCCAAGUUUUCAACAAGUUGCUGGAAAAGUACCUUUGAUGCCACAGUGGACGCCAGGUGAACUUAUAGUGAUUGAUGAACGUCAAAUUGUCUUUGUUUGGUUAACUUUAGGUCAAUAUAUAUUGUUUGAGAAAAGGGAAGAGCUUUAAGGGCAUCAUACAAUGAGACUGUC
Messenger RNA from Galdieria sulphuraria, 930 nucleotides. RefSeq lists its product as uncharacterized. The record is from RefSeq and is a predicted model, not a curated record. NCBI's taxonomy places the organism in Eukaryota, Rhodophyta, Bangiophyceae, Galdieriales, Galdieriaceae. The transcript has 2 exons. The coding region runs from base 35 to 907 and encodes 290 amino acids.